This is a messenger RNA of Cooperia oncophora, 303 nucleotides long. The record is from the annotation of a GenBank genome assembly. Lineage: Eukaryota; Metazoa; Nematoda; Chromadorea; Rhabditida; Trichostrongylidae.
AUGAUAGGAGUUGAAGAGGAUUCGAAAGAGUCAUGUGAUGCUCUGUUCCGCACCAUUCAAUGGAUCCGAACGCUGUUCAAUGUCUUCGCGGAGGAGCAGACUUGCCCAAGUGUGGACAGUCAGACAUUGGAUGAAUUAUGGACCAAAAAGUUUUUGCUGUUGUUUGAAUGUCACAAAGAGCUCAAUAAAAAAGUGAAGGCGUUAGGUCAGUGGUCUGUUCCUGAUCGAACCCCUUUGUCUCGGGUUACUGUCGUAGCAGCUGGAGGUGAAAAACAAGCCACCGAAGAAAGCUCCGAAACGUAA